AACAUCAAACAGAGCUCACAGCUUCAAGCAGUAGCACAACUAUCCGCUAAAGAAAUCAACAAAAAACCCAAGCCAUCAACAUGAAAUACUUCGCUGUCUGCUUCUUCGCUGUUGUGGCCGUGGCUGCUGCCAAGCCUGGCAUCCUGGCUGCCGCUCCUCUGGCCUACACCGCUCCGGCUGUGGUGGGAAGCGCCGCCUAUGUGGCACCUUAUGCUUCCAGUUUCACCGCCCACUCGGUUGCCCAUAGCGCCGCCUUUCCUGCUGCGUACACUGCUGCCUACACCGCUCCGUUUGCCUCCCCCUAUGCCGCCGCCUACACUGCUCCGUUUGCCUCCCCCUACACCGCCGCAUACACAGCACCAGUUGCCCGCUACGCCGCCUACACCUCGCCCAUUGCUGCCCCAGUGGCCGCUGCAUACACCACGCCCAUCGCUGCCGCCGCACCCGUGCUGCUGAAGAAGUAACGCAUCCCAUCCCAUUCCGUUCCGUUCCAUCCCAUUCCUUGUGACCAAUCUGUGUAAAUAAAGAAUUGUAUACUA
Drosophila miranda is the source of this 539-nucleotide messenger RNA. RefSeq names its product pupal cuticle protein C1B. The coding region runs from base 81 to 464 and encodes 127 amino acids. Lineage: Eukaryota; Metazoa; Arthropoda; Insecta; Diptera; Drosophilidae. The record is from RefSeq and is a predicted model, not a curated record. The transcript is spliced from 2 exons.